AUGACCCGAGUUACACAAGAUUUCGACGACUUCACCAUCCACGAGGAUGAGAACUCGACCCACUCUGCUGCCGACGACGAGAGCGAGGUACCGCCUCAAGAGGUAACGCCUAUUCGUGUCUCCCUCGGCGCGGAGAGUGGGGAUGACGAAGCCAUGGCGGAAGACGUUAGCCGUAUUACCGAUGAAUCUAAUCUGGAUGCCGACAUCAUCCCAGAGGGCCCUGAAGAGUUGGUGAGCGGGGCUGCCAGCGAACCGGCGGCAGAAGACGAGUGCCAUGACACAAACGAGCCUCUGGCGGAGGUUGAGCCCGUCAGCGAAGGUGCUGAGGAGCCCGCGAGUGAAAACGCAACAGAAGAUCUAACAGCUGCUGAACCUGCGGAAUUAAUACCAGAACCCUCCGCAGAGCUGUUGGGGGAAGAAGUAGAAGAAGAUGCAGUUGAAGAGGGUAACCCUGCCGAUCUACCCCAGGAUACCAGCGAGCUUCCACCUGCAGAGGAAGAAGAAACAGACGAUUUGGUGCAAGAGGUCCCCGAGGAUGCUUCUCUACAUGAGGCGGAGGCGGAGAUUCCAGACGAGUCCAACACUUCGGUGGAUUAUCAAGAAGAAAGCGCCGACACAACGAACGAUGGCCAUGAUGAAACCGACACCCCUAAUAAUGAUUUUGAUGACGAAGAAGAAGAAGAGGAGGAUACCCACAAUGAGUCUGGAGUCUCCCACGAUGCCCUGGGGGCCGAGGAAGACGAUGCUCAAGAAGGAGAUGACGAGGAUUCCUUGGAUUCGGAAUCCAGGAGGAUGUCCACAAUGUCAGGCGGCUAUAGGCGGACCUCUGGCAGGACGGAUGCCUUGAUUCAGGCAGCUGCUAGAGCCGUGGUGGCCCGCAUCGAGAAUAGGAGGGGCUCUUCCAAAACACACUCCUUGGGCGGUGAGGAAGACUUCUCCAUGCUCAGCCACGACAGUGAUUUGCACGAGGAUGAAGACGCCGAGGAAGCGCACGACGCUGAACUUUGCGAUCUACGGCAGUAUGAGGCGAGCCCCCGCAUCUCCGAUGCUAGCUCUGUGCCUGCCCCGUUGGCAGACGAUGUGGGCAACGAUAGUAGCUCCCAUAAUGAGGCCGACGAUGACGUCUUUAGUGACCGCAGUCCUCGCAGCUCCAUGGGGUCCAUAUCGAGCGACCCAGACCGCAAGCUCUCUCUCGAAGAGGCCAUGUCUCGGGCGGCUCACUCUCCCCGCAUAUCCAACAUCUCCCAUUACGAUGGGACCGAGGAAGAUUUUGUCCCAACCGCGCGCAACACACCCCGCCUACCUUUCCGCACCCCUUCCUCCGUCCGCGCGAUGCAAAUGUCGUCGCCGCCGGGCUCCACGUACGGAUCGCCUCGGUCCAGCAAGCGCCACUACCCCACAAUAUCGCGCUUGGGGAGCCCCAACGUCUCGGCGCAAUACUCGCCCAAAGGACGGUCCACGCCGUCCAGGCUCAAGGAGCGAAAGGAAGCCCCGCUGGUUCUUUUGCACGUCACUCUCCUCCCGCUUCGGUGGCCGUGGGGCGACGUCCUCGAGACCGCCGAGGCGCACGAGCUGAGCGAGGCCAGCAAGUCGCUACGCGAAUCUUGGCGCCAGUUGCACGACAGGAUGGGCGACACCGUCCUCGAGCGAGGCCUGCCUCUCCGGAGGAAAGCCCGCAUCCUCGAAUGCGGCCAUUACCUGGGUCCCUCUAACAUUAUGACCUUUGAGAGUGAGACCGAGAGCGAGGAUGAGGGCUGGGGUAGCGACCGCCGCCUUUCGCGCAUCGACGAGGAUGACAAGUUCCACUGGUGCAAUACCUGCAAGCACGAGAUCAAGUACGAGUCGCUCGGCCCCGGCAAGGUCUUCCGCGUCAAGGUGUACGCGAGCAACGGCCUCAUGAAGGCCGGUGCUUGGGGCGCCUGCUGGAAGGAGAUGGAGCGGGUCGACGUGGAGAUUGAGCCCCUGGUCGACACCUCCCUCCAAGGGGAGCUGAACGACUUGGCUACCGAGCAGGAUCGAAGAGCCGAAGAGGAGGAAGAGGCCCGUAUUGCGGCGGAGGAGAUGGAUGAGAUGGACGAGGAGGACACGGAGCUCGGCCAGCCAUUUGACAGCAGCAUGAUGGCCGAUCACGACCACUCUCGCAUCCUCAGCUCACCUCCGGCGUCGAGCAUGCGCAUGGAGCAGCCGAGCCGUUCGCUCGUGAGCAGGCCACAGUCCCGCGCCGUGGAGCCAUCGCCUAACCCCGAUAUGCGGAUGCAGGAGCAUCACACGUCGCUGGCCGCCAGGCAGCAGCAGCAUCAGCAGCAUUUCGAGACCGAGCCCCUCGACUCCACGAGAAUGCUGAGCUCGCCGCCGCCGCUGCCACCGUCAUCGGCGGCCCGUGCCUCGGGGUCGAACCUGCGUAUUGAGGACAGGGCGCAUUCGGCGGAGCUCCACCACCGCCAAUCCCACAUGAUGAGCUCGCCGUGCCCGUCUACUCUGCGUUACGAUGACGGCACCCAGUCUCCCGCCAUGGGACGCUCGCAGUCCCGCUCCCCCUCCCCUGCCGCUCGCCGCCACGAGGACUCGUACAUGCCGGGUCCGUCACCGGCCUCCCCGUCCCAAGAGGCCUUUGAGCGCCGGGAGGAGCGCCGGGAAGAACGCCGCAAGACGUACCAAUCCGCCUCGCUUCCCGAGCUGAUUCUCGAGGCCGCCAAGGUCGUCCUGCAGGACCGCAAGAACCUCGUCAUCACGCUCCUCGGCGCCAUCGCCAUGCUGCUCGCUCUGCGGGGCAGCAACAACGGCGGCGGCGGGUCCGCAGACAGGUACUCGGUGCACAACCACUUCCCCCCCGAGCCUGUGGAGGACGCUGAGACGCCGCUCGAUAAGGAGAUUCGGCGCAUCGUUGAGACUGUCACCGAGGUGGAAACUGUCAAGGUUCAGGUCACGGCCACCACUACUACUACGGAGAUGGUUCGCGAGACGGUUCAGGACGAGCUGCUCGAAGACACUGCCUCUGCUCGUGACCCCGUCCCUGAAGAGCAAGCUGCUGCGGAACCCCCGGUGGUCGAGGACCCUGUGAGCGGGGACGAGGUUUUGGGCAAGGCGGCGGGGGUCCGGGAUCCUUCUCCCGGUGUUGUUGCGACUGAUAGCUUGGGCGAGUCACCGAGCUUGGAGGACGCUGCCGCUGGGGCUGACUCGGCUCAGCAUGACGAACUCUAA
Molecule: messenger RNA, 3201 nt
Organism: Parascedosporium putredinis
Lineage: Eukaryota; Fungi; Ascomycota; Sordariomycetes; Microascales; Microascaceae
Source: the annotation of a GenBank genome assembly